CCAAAGGGGCGCGCGUCGGCAGCUACAUUGUGUGUGCGCGCGUGUGAGAGGCAGCACGUUGUUGGCUUUCUGCACGCUGGGAACUUUGCGCCCGAAAUUUCUUCUUGUGUUUUUUUCGGGGAGAAAACCCGAAAGAUUUCACGGCCGCGCGUUAUUUUCUGUCGGAACGUCUGUUAGUCAAACAUGUCGGCUUCGGCGGCGAAAGUGAGUAAAAAGGAGCUGAACUCGAACCAUGACGGAGCGGACGAAACCUCCGAAAAAGAGCAGCAAGAAGCUAUUGAACACAUCGACGAAGUUCAAAAUGAAAUUGACAGGUUGAAUGAGCAAGCCAGUGAGGAGAUCCUCAAAGUAGAACAGAAAUACAACAAACUCCGUCAGCCAUUCUUUCAGAAGCGGUCAGAACUGAUCGCCAAAAUUCCAAACUUCUGGGUCACCACGUUUGUCAACCAUCCACAAGUAUCUGCUCUACUGGGAGAAGAAGAUGAGGAAGCGCUUCACUACUUGAGCCGAGUGGAGGUGACCGAGUUUGAAGACAUCAAGUCGGGCUACAGAAUAGAUUUUUAUUUCGAUGAAAAUCCGUACUUUGAAAACAAACUACUUUCCAAAGAGUUCCAUUUGAACGAGAGCGGAGACCCGUCUUCAAAGUCGACAGAAAUCAAAUGGAAAUCGGGAAAGGACCUGACCAAGCGCUCCAGCCAGACACAGAACAAAGCGGGGAGGAAGAGGCAACACGAAGAGCCAGAGAGCUUCUUCACUUGGUUCACCGAUCACGCCGACGCCGGCGCUGACGAGCUCGGGGAGGUGAUCAAGGACGACAUCUGGCCCAACCCCCUGCAGUACUACCUGGUUCCUGAUAUGGACGACGAGGAGGGUGAAGGAGAGGACGAUGAUGAGGACGAAGAGGGGCUUGAGGACAUAGACGAGGAGGGAGAUGAAGACGGAGAGGAGGACGAAGAGGACGACGGGGAAGAUGGAGAGGAUGACGAGGGCGAAGACGACUAAGAAAUAAUAUCUGCUCAGACCCUAAACCUUCUAUUCCCCGUUUGGUUUUUCCAUUCAUGUUCGGGAGCAAAUGUUUUACUUUUUGUUUGUUUUUUACUUUUUUUAUAUAAAUCUGUGUGCUUCAUUUUCCAUUCUGAAGCCUCUUCACCUUGUUGGUGCCAUGUUAUGUUCUUUAGACUCAUCCGAGGCCAACAACACUUUGCCCUGAAUUCUGAGUACCAUCCCCAAAAGUAUACAAAAAUAGAAUCCGCACUAUUCACACAGAACUCCUGUUAACAGGUUUUGGUAAAAUGACUUGAAGCCAUGCUGUAGUGACCCAGCGCUAGUUAACCUCAAUUUCUUUGUCCGCUGUUUAAUUUUCUCAUUUGGGACAUUUAUCCCUUAAAAGUGAGUUUUUUUCCCCCUUUUGUGGUCAGCAAGUACCAGCUCAUUCCUCUUGGACUUGUAAUGUUUAGGGGGGGGGGGGGGUUUAGGAGUAUGUUGGUUAUUUGGGGAGAGUGGUUAUUUUGACACCAUUUCUAUGGGACUUUUUUUUUUUUUCAUUGUAUUGUUUUACAGAUAUCCAUGAGAUUUGAAAUGACAUUUUUAAUAAAGAACAAAAUGGAAAAAAAACAAGCUUGUAAAUUUUGGCCCCUACUGCUUCAUAGGUUAAAUAAAACACCUGUUGUCUCAGAAGUUGCAUUUAAUCACCUUCAUUUUCGCUGGCCUUGUGGAGUUUUCAAUUUGAGGUGUAAAACCUUGGUACAAUAAAACCUAAAAUAAGCGG
Messenger RNA from Pungitius pungitius (ninespine stickleback), 1768 nucleotides. RefSeq names its product protein SET. Gene Ontology annotation, biological process: nucleosome assembly. The record is from RefSeq and is a predicted model, not a curated record. The transcript is spliced from 8 exons. Bases 184 to 1002 code for a protein of 272 amino acids. Gene Ontology annotation, molecular function: histone binding; chromatin binding. Gene Ontology annotation, cellular component: nucleus; chromatin. Lineage: Eukaryota; Metazoa; Chordata; Actinopteri; Perciformes; Gasterosteidae.